Molecule: messenger RNA, 705 nt
Organism: Ictidomys tridecemlineatus (thirteen-lined ground squirrel)
Lineage: Eukaryota; Metazoa; Chordata; Mammalia; Rodentia; Sciuridae
Source: RefSeq, a predicted model, not a curated record
ACAUGUCCCAUGUUACAUCAUGCCCUACAUAGCACAGUUUAUCUUCACACGGAGAUCCACGAUUCCAGCACCGUUGGCUGAAGACUGCCUGUUUCCGUCCCGGCCUCUGAUCUGGGUCCCUGCUCUUUCCUGCUUUGCCCCCCACUCCAGCCUUCACCACGCUGACCCCGUUCCUGUGGGCUUAAGAGGUCUUCAGUCAGAAGCCCUCAGGCCCCUGACAUUUAUGGGAUCACAGACCAAGAAGGUCCUGCUAACGCCCCUCAUGCACCCAGCUCGCCCUUUCCGGGUCUCCAACCAUGACCGAAGCAGCCGGCGUGGGGUGAUGGCCAGCAGCCUAAAGGAGCUCAUCAGCAAGACUCUGGAUGCCCUGGUCAUCACGGCUGGGCUGGUCACGCUGGUGCUGGAGGAGGACGGCACGGUGGUGGACUCGGAGGAGUUCUUCCAGAGCCUGGGAGACAACACACACUUCAUGAUCUUGGAGAAAGGACAGAAGUGGACGCAGGGUGCUAAGUACGGCCCAGUCGGCAGGCAGCCGAAGAAGUCAGGAAUCGCUAGAGUCACCUUGGACCUGUACAAGCUGAACCCCAAGGACUUCCUGGGCUGCCUCAACGUGAAGGCCACCAUGUACGAGAUGUACUCGGUGUCCUACGACAUCCGCUGCACAGGGCUCAAAGCCAUGCUGAGGUAGGACGGGGCCGACCUCGG